CAAGCAUGCAAGAGCUGUGAGUGGAAGGAUCGCCGCGACAAUUUUGUUUUUGUGAAAAAUUUACUGUUUGAUUAGAAAUCACAAUCUUGUUCUUAUUUCCUGAAUAUCACUUUGUGCACUAACAAAAGGUGAGGUGAUUCUGGGUCCGUGUAAACCUUGGCGGAGUUAUUCGAAGGAUAUGCAUAUUCUCCUACUUUAAAAAGGCUUCGUGCUCCAUCUAAGGACAAAAAGUUUAUCGUGAAAAUUCCGUGCUGCAAACAGUAAUAACAUUGCUGUCGAGUUCUAUCUGUAAAAAAUAAGGGUUAAAUCACAACUCACAGCUAAAAAAUACAACAGCAGAAAAGGUAAAAAACGAGUGAAAGAAAAAGUAGACAAGAGUGAUUUUUGUGGUGCAUUUUGUUCCUAGUUUUUUUUGUGUGAAUUUACGCUGGGGGAGCUCUGUGGCGUUUUUCCGUUCCCUUUUGUGUAUUUCGGCUAGUGUUGGUGUAAGUGCAAACACAAGCGAGCACGGUUGUCAGUUGUGAUCACAAACACCAAGUCCCUUGUUUUCCUUUCAUACCGUUCGUAUCAGCGCCAGUUAUACGAGUGUGUUGGUGUUUUUCUGCAGCAGCCAACAGCAGCAGCAUCAUCAUCAUCAGCAACAGCAGCAGCCGAGGGGUCAAAACGACAGGAAUAAGCAGAAUCAAAUCGCUCUCACGGAGGAAGAAGGAAAAUGUCGUCUUGUUUUGAAAAGUGAUUCAGUCGUGUCUCGAUAUAGAGCUAGUAAUUAUUCUUAGUUGAAAAACGUGCAGAUUGUGAAUUAGUGAAUUUGUUUUAUAUAUUUUUUUUCAUAUUCGUCAGAUAGUGGUUUUUGAGUGGAAUGCUUUGUGCGAGAUAAGAAUUGCAUUUCUAAAGGCAGCUAGCAAAUUGCAUAAAUCAGACUGAUUCGAGUUGUAUUAUAAGUAAGGGAAGCAGUCUGCCUAUCCAGUUACAAAAUCAAAACACAAAGCAGUGCAUUAGUGAGAGGAAUCGCUUGGCGAAGAAAGUUAUCGAUUCUCGCGAUUGAAGUUGUGAAAAGAAUUUUCAUUUGCUAAAAAUUGUGUGGAGCACACUGGUCGUGGAAGCCAGGGGCUCGAGCCAAACUUCAGAAUCAUAGGAUCGCUGGAGGAAAAAAACGUCGUCGUCAUUACGGAGACCAACGGAACGACGAACGUCGUCGACAGUAUGGUGAAACGCACCGACGGCACCGAGUCUCCUAUAAUAACGGAAAGCGAUGCUGACACAGACAAACCCCGCAUAAAAUAUGGUGAACUAGUGAUAUUAGGAUAUAAUGGCUUUCUACCACAAGGUGACCGUGGGCGGCGUCGAUCCAAAUUUGUGCUGUACAAACGUGGCGAAUCGAAUGGCGUCAAACGGUCAAAGCACUACAUUGUACAAUCACCUCAGACAUCACAGGCAAUACUCGACGCGAAACAACAUUCGAUAUCGUACACACUGUCACGAAAUCAGGCCGUUAUAGUAGAGUACAAAGAAGAUCCCGAUACGGAUAUGUUUCAGGUUGGCCGUUCGUCAGAGUCACCGAUAGAUUUCGUUGUAAUGGACACGCUGCCCGGUGAUAAAAAAGAUGCAAAAGUCCUGCAGAGUACCAUAUCGAGAUUCGCCUGUCGAAUCCUUGUGGAUCGAAGUGAUGGACAUAAAGCGAGAAUCUACGCAGCGGGAUUUGACACAAGCAGAAACAUUUUCCUAGGGGAAAAAGCAACCAAAUGGCAGGAUAAUGUGGAAAUCGAUGGCCUCACGACGAAUGGCGUGCUUAUCAUGCACCCCAAAGGUCAGUUUUGUGGUGGUUCAGCUGAGUGCGGAUUAUGGCGCGAAACGUCAGUUGGAGGAGAUGUGUUUAGUCUACGAGAGUGCCGGUCUGCGCAGCAGAAAGGCCAGCCAGUUUACGAAGAAACCAAUGCCCUGCAGGAUGGCACUCUAAUCGAUCUUUGCGGUGCAACUCUGUUGUGGCGAUCGGCUGAGGGACUGAGGCAUUCACCGACCAAGAAAGACCUAGAAAAAUUGGUAGACGAAAUCAAUGCUGGACGUCCACAGUGUCCGGUUGGCCUCAAUACUUUGGUUAUUCCUAGAAAAGUGUCAUUGGGAGAGCACGUUAACCAGCCUUAUGUGUAUUUAAAUUGUGGCCAUGUACAAGGUCAACAUGGUUGGGGCCAAGACAAAGCUUCCAACGCACGUCGGUGUCCUAUGUGUUUGGAACUAGGUCCAGUGGUUACACUGUGUAUGGGAGUGGAGAAUGCAUUUUAUGUGGAUUCUGGACCGCCAACCUAUUGCUUUAAUCCAUGCGGUCACAUGGCAACAGAGAAAACUGUCAAAUAUUGGGCGAAUGUGGACAUACCUCACGGCACAAACGGUUUCCAAGCAGUAUGUCCAUUUUGCGCUACGCCUCUGCAAGGAUCUCCGGGCUACAUAAAACUUAUUUUCCAAGAUAAUCUGGAUUAACUUGCGUUCACGAUAUCCCUGCAACAAGUAAUCCCUUUUCCCCCUUUCGCGUCAGAUUAAAUUCCCUUUCCCAGUCCAACUCCCAAUAUUAAGUCGAAUGAUAAGCAAAAUGAUCAACUGAUUCGCGUAUAGUUUAUAGUAAUGUAAUUGUUAGUAUAUUUUUAAUCGAAUUAUUUUUAAAUUAAUUCUUACAAAAAUGCAAAUCAAGAAAAAAAAAUGUAUAAUUUUAUAGCAUUGUCUCCAUUGGAACAUUGUAACAGCACGAUAAACAUUGAAAUUGUGCGAGUGCGCUAAAGAAAACUGAAGAAAAAUAACGCUUGCGAAAAGCUACCUACAAUGGAUGCAUGAGUAAAGAAUGCGUUUUUGCUAUCACCAUCGAUCAGAAGGUAAUUUGUUAUCAGAAUUUUAGAAUUUGAGGAGGAACGGAGAUUUGAGU
Ochlerotatus camptorhynchus is the source of this 2911-nucleotide messenger RNA. RefSeq names its product E3 ubiquitin-protein ligase pellino (gene Pli). Gene Ontology annotation, molecular function: protein binding; ubiquitin protein ligase activity. The transcript has 8 exons. NCBI's taxonomy places the organism in Eukaryota, Metazoa, Arthropoda, Insecta, Diptera, Culicidae. The record is from RefSeq and is a predicted model, not a curated record. Gene Ontology annotation, biological process: protein polyubiquitination; regulation of Toll signaling pathway. The coding region runs from base 1204 to 2475 and encodes 423 amino acids.